AUCUAGGCCGUUUCUAUUUAUAGCUGGCACUCUUAUCAGCAGUCUGUGACGUCAGGCGAUUCGGACAAACAUUUCGGAAUCGCACUGAGUAAACUGUAAUGUACAUGUAAACAAAGCUCAAGAUUAAAUAUUUCUGGAGAUAAAUUAAUGGAUAAAUCAUGGUAACAACUAAACACUGUUGUUAUGGAGAUUGUAAAAGUGACUCGAGGACUUUGAAUAAUGAUGGAAUUUUUUUCAUUGGUUUUGGAAAUGGAUUUCCAAAGCCCAAAACAGAUCGUGAAAAGUGCAUGCGUUGGGUGCAAAACUGUGGACGGAAAUAUUUUACCAUCGCCAAUGUUAACAAGGAUACUUAUAUAUGUUCAUUGCAUUUCGUCGGCGAGAAAGGUCCGACGGAAGAAAAUCCAGACCCGAUCAAAUGUGGAACAGAGGUUACCAGAAAGAGAAAAAGACCUGCUGAACGCCUGCCAUACAAGACACCAAAACAGCAGCGUACAGAAAGAAAUGAAGCAGCCCAAGCAAUGAUGAUGUUACCAAUGACUGAUACUAUCAGUCCUGUCGUGAGUGAAAAUGCACAUGAGGGCUUUGAGACUGUUGCAAAUAAUGCUCCAAAAACGUUGUUCACAAGUACAGGAGUUAAUUGUAAACCAGAUGUACAGGAAAAGGAAAGUCAGACAAAAAAAACUGUGUCAUCAGAUAUUGUACGGUUAAAAAUACAGAACAGAAUUUUAGAAAACAAUCUCAAAGUCUCAUCUCAAGAUCAGUUCCAGAUUCAGAAGCCAAAGAAACAAAAUACAGUUGAAGAAAAGGCAAGAGUCACUGAGGCCUUCAGUGUGGACACCUAUAUGAACGAUGACAAAGCGUUUAAGUUUUACACUGGUUUGACAUGCAUUCAGUUUUGUGCCUGUGGGACUUCUUGGGAGACUGUACACAGAAAAUAAAUUUUUGGAAUUCCAGUGUAAGCAAUCCAGACAAGACUCCUAGCCGUAGACCAGGGCGUAAGCGGCUUAUUUCACCACAGAAUCAGUUGUUUAUGUUUCUCAUGCGAGUUCGGCUUGGAUUGUUACACCAAGAUUUGGCGUACAGGUUCGAAACAAACACGAGACAAGUUUCCACAAUAAUAAUAACCUGGGUUCAAUUACUUUAUAAACAGUUUUCGAUGUUAAAGGAACUUAUGUUUGCUUCCAGAAGGAAAGUCCGAAAACAUUUGCCAAGAUGUUUUAAGAAAUAUAAAAAUAUACGCUGUAUAAUAGAUUGUACUGAAGUUCAUGUGCAAUCCCCAGGAAAUUUUGAAGCCCAGGGAAAUCAGUACUCUUCUUAUAAGGGAUACACUUCAUAUAAGUUUCUUGUUGCAGUUGCACCAAAUGGCGCUAUACUUUAUGUAAGCGAUGCGUUUGAAGGCAGUAUAAGUGACAAGGAGAUUGUAAAACAAUCAGAUUUUUUAGAAUUUCUUGAACUAGGUGAUGUUAUAAUGGCAGAUCGUGGGUUUCUGAUAGACGAUAUGUUAAAUGAACGUCAAGUUAAGUUGAUUAGACCACCAUUUCUUGGUUCUAGGCAUCAGUUUACGCCGCAGGAGGAAGCUUUGACAAAAGACAUUGCUAAACAUAGAAUUCAUGUCGAGCGUUCAAUUGAAAGAAUUAAAAAGUUUAAAAUUCUUCAGCGAGUUAUACCACAGGCUUUGCAGCCAGUUUUCUCACAACUAGUUUUUGUUAUAGCUUGCUUAGUAAAUUUUCAAGACCCACUAGUUAAAUGAACAAUUAGGCGUAAAAAAAUUGUUUGUUUCUGGCAUCACGACCUACCCUAAAUUUUUGGCUCUACCCUAAAUGUUUUUAUGGCCUUGGAGAAUAUUUUUUCCAACUUAUUAACAAAAAGUUGCAAAACUUCACUUUUUAUGCUUUAAACAUGGUCAGUGAUGUUAGAAACCAACUUACUUAUUAUAUAAAUGCUCUAAAGGCAUAACCCCCUUACUUGUAAAAAUUACUUUUUGGACAUAAAAAUAAUUUCUGAAAAGUCUCUUAAUAAAAAAAAAUUCCCCCCAAAAGAUUUCCAACCUACCUAUCCUAAUUUUUUUGAGCAUGUUACCGGAAACAAAGAA
Molecule: messenger RNA, 2092 nt
Organism: Mercenaria mercenaria
Lineage: Eukaryota; Metazoa; Mollusca; Bivalvia; Venerida; Veneridae
Exons: 2
Coding region: 159-938 (259 amino acids)
Source: RefSeq, a predicted model, not a curated record